AACUGCCUUGACAGGCACUAGGAGCGCAGCAAUCUCGUUUCCAAAAGCAACAUCGGGUUUGAUGGCAUCCGCCUGGUGUUGGUGUGAUUUUGAGCCUGACGUGUGUGUUUUACAUGUAUUUAGUGGUAGUAAGCGAUUACCAACUCUGUAUGUGUUUUAUCUAAGUACGUAUGUAUGAAUGUAUGUAUGUGUGUGUAUAUGGAUGUAUAAAUGUAGGUACGUCCGCGCGUAAGUAUGUAUGUGUUGGAUGUAUUCGUAACGUUGUGUUAAGGUUGGGUUUCUAUCAUGACUUCCAACAACAUUAGGUACAACGUAGAAACUGAAUUUCUUGAAAUUGACUCUAAGGGCGCAUGGCCGAUUCUUUAUCAGCACAUACGGAGUGAAUGUUUAAAUUAUGAGUAUACAGUACAGGAAGCACGAAAAACACACAAUAAGAACCUGAACAGAUACCGUGAUGUGAGUCCGUAUGAUCAUAGCCGGAUCGUUCUGUCGAAAGGGCCGUGCGAUUACAUAAAUGCUAGUCUAGUUACGAUUGGCAAAGCAAAUCGUCGCUAUAUCCUUACACAAGGUCCUUUGUCACACACAACUGGUCAUUUCUGGUUGAUGGUAUGGGAGCAGAAUUGCAAAGCAGUGUUGAUGCUCAAUAGAAUCAUUGAAAAAAAACAGGAAAAAUGUCAUCAGUACUGGCCUUUGGCUACUCGGUGUGGCGUUGAUGAUGAAAUGGUUCUUAAAGAAGUUGGUUUGAAAAUACAGUUCAUAUCGGAGAAAUGCGCAUCCUACUAUACUACAAGAACGUUACGAUUGACUGAGAUUGAAUCUGGAAAUAGUCGGGACAUUCUUCAUUUCCAUUAUACAACAUGGCCAGAUUUUGGAGUGCCACAAAGUCCAACUGCUUUUCUGGAGUUCCUGAUGGUGGUUCGCCGCAGUGGUGUCCUCAGUCCUAAUGUUGGGCCUCCAGUCGUUCAUUGUUCCGCUGGGAUUGGGCGAUCUGGCACAUUUUGCCUCGUGGAUUCAUGUCUUGUUUUAAUUGAGGAAAAUGGCAUCGGUUCCGUGAAUGUGCGCGAAAUUUUACUUGAGAUGCGAAAAUAUCGAAUGGGUCUCAUUCAGACGCCAGAUCAAUUGAGAUUCUCAUAUCUGGCCAUAAUAGAAGGAGCCAAACUAUUUACUAAUAAAAAUCAUAUGGAUGAUUCUUCUUUCAUGGAUACAAUGGAAAUAUCAAGAAACAAUGCAAAUUCAACUGAAAUUGAACUUGAAUGGAUGAAGGCAAAGGAUGAAAAUGAAAUCGAGGAACCGCCACCACCCCCGCCACCUAGAGGAGAAUCGUUAAAGAAAUCCAUUCCUCCCACUGUUCUGGAAAACUAUUGUGGUGGUGCAUCAGAAAACAUACUUCCACCAGACAAACCUCUUCCAAUUGAACCUUCCAAUAAUUCGUCUGAUAUGGAUUUAUGUACUGAGGAUUCAACGACAGCUGAAAAACUGAGUAGCUUGCUUUUCAGGGAUCCUCCUCUCGAAACGUCGAAAAUUGGAGAAGAAAAUGAAUCGGAAAGAUCGGUUUUGCGGCAGAGAAAGCAAGAGGAGCGAAGAGAAAGAAGAGAACGGUUAGCAUCACAAGUGCGGGAAAUGAAACGCAAGCAAGAAGAGUCUGAAAGUUGGCAAAAAUGGAAAAAAUCGAUAUUUACUCCGUUGAACCUCGGUGUAGGAGUAGGAAUACUUUUGAUAGGUGGAGGAGUAAUGGCAUAUGUGUAUUAUUCCAAUAAAAUGUGAAACGGUACAAUUAUUUUGGCCAAAUUGAAUGAAUAUCUUCACCAUAUACCUGCGAUAUUAUUUUCUUGUAAUUAUUCUUCUUCAUUAUGAUUUAUAGUGUUUGUGUGGAACAAAUCUUCAUGAAUUCAAAGUUUUGAACAAGAAUGCCAUAUCUGAUAAUCAUAGUGCCUCAAAGAAUCGAGUCAUUUAAAAAAAUGAGUGCAAUUCUUAGUGUGAUUGUUGUGCAUGCCUUGUUGACAUUGUGCAACAAGCAAUACAAAAAGUGACUUGUGGUUUGUAUGGAAGUUUUUAAUGACAGAUUAAAUGUACGUUGUGGCGGUUGGAUGAUAUCAAUGUACAAUACUAUGGCAAAUUUGUGUGCUAACUGCAAGUGUGAUUUCAACUGUACAUCGUGACAGGUUUCAGUUGGUCACUUGCAAAGUAUAUAUGUAUAAAUACAUGUUUAAAAAGAGGUGGAGAAACUGAACAAAUAAGAUGAAACAUUAAAAUGUACCCAACUUAUUUCUGUAUGGUAUAUAUACGCUUCAACUAUACACUUUUUUCUUUAUGUAUUUUGCAAAGGUGAUAAACUUACAAAAUAAGAAGUAAUAUUUUCUUGUACCUUCAUUUGUCACAACAGAAGAUGAAAAUUUCUUGAACGGCUUAAACAGCAUGCAAUUUCAAGAACUUAACUGUACAUCGUAACUCUCCUUAUGUUCUUUGUAGAAUUACUGGAAAUGUUUCACAUAGUAAUAUAGUGGUACUUGUUAUGUUGAUAUAAUUUUAAAAAAAUUAGUUGAAGUUGUGCGAUUCAAUGAUAUGAAAAUCUUGUCGAAACCUUAGUGCUUAUUUUCAACACAAAUGUAUUUAGUUAGUUUAAUUAAAUUAAUUUUUUCCUGCGAUAAAUUUUGAAAUUGGUUAUAUUUAAUGUUAUUUAUACGACUUUACACCAAUAAAUCCUCUAUGAAGUACUGUCACAUCAGUAAAUGUCACUGAUGUUCAGCAGUAUGAAUAAUAUUUUGUACAAAAUAGAACUGAAUGUAUUUUUCAUUAGCAAAUUCAGUAUGAGGUUGUAUAAGAAAUAAUGUGAUUGUGGCAUUUUUAUUUUGAGACAAAAUGUGGCACUAGGUUCCUGAAAAGGUAACACCUCAUACAUUUUCAUGGAAACUCUUAAGAUGUGCAAGUAUAAAUGUAACACUUUGAGAAUAUGCAUUCAACCACAAAAAUUAUUUUUAUCUAGUAUUGCAAAUGUAUUUUCUUCAACAAUGAACAAAAGCGAACAUGUGGUGCCCAAAAAUUUAUUAGAGGUAGCUUUCAACAAAUACACUGACAAAAAUCUUCAGUUCUUGACUCUUUCCCCUCUUUGCACAAUUUCACAACAAAAAACUUCCAUCCUCGCCAGUGUACUUAUGCACCAUGACCAAACCCCUCUCUUUACAAUUGACAGAGUUACAAAAAAUGUAAUGUUAGAAAAAUAAUAAAUAGUUAAAUGAUGUGUGAAGGAAAGAAAAAUUAAGUGACUUAAGUAUUUCAUCAUCCAAAAUUAUAGUUAUCAAAUGUAGUGAAUCAAAUCAUUAAGAUAAUUGUAAUAUUUAAAAAUGACUAAUGCAUUAUAAAACAAUGAGGAAUUCUUAAGUUAAUGUGAUUUGGGAAUAUUAAUUCAAAAAUGAACUCUGCUAAAUAAAGAAAAUGUAAAUUAUUUAUUUGCAUGAUAUACCCUAGAAAAGGAAGUGUAAUUUUAGCAUCUCUUGAAAUGUUUAACCCAGGAAUACCCACAAUAUACCUGUGAGAUCAGUUGCUAGUUAUUUUCAGAUAAUCAUAAGAGGCAAUAUACCAAUGAAAUGGAAUAUUAUGUAUCCUCCCGAUGUUUGUAACUGAGUAAUCCUACAGACCUGCAUAGAUUUUAUUAGCCAGUCAGCAAUUACAUGCUUUACAAGCUAUUUGUAUUAUAAUUUUGUAUUACAUAAGAGAAAAAUAUAUUUUAAAUAUUA
Molecule: messenger RNA, 3734 nt
Organism: Gryllus bimaculatus (two-spotted cricket)
Lineage: Eukaryota; Metazoa; Arthropoda; Insecta; Orthoptera; Gryllidae
Source: the annotation of a GenBank genome assembly